AUGUUAACUCUGCCUCGCUUGCUGUUGGUGUGCACCAUUCUCGGCCAGGUCUUGGCUCUGGAUGAGCGCGAGUACGAUCCACAGGUGGCACCACUUGCUAUGGAAACCACUGUGCUGAAACCCUUUCAGCUGUGGCGCAGCUUUGCCAGUCAAGUGCGUCUCGCCUUGAGCCGCUGGCAGCCCAAGCCCAAGCCCAAGCCGAUGGCAGAGCCAGAGCCCCUGACAAGACCCACAGUCAGGACCAGAACGCGGAGCUCCACAUCUCCUGAGCCUGAACUCCAGUUCUAUGGCGCACUCAAUCCCAUUUACCAGAUGGGCAACUUUUAACUUUAACAUUCUCUUAAACAAAUUUUAUUACAAAAUAAA
Drosophila obscura is the source of this 366-nucleotide messenger RNA. RefSeq lists its product as uncharacterized. The record is from RefSeq and is a predicted model, not a curated record. NCBI's taxonomy places the organism in Eukaryota, Metazoa, Arthropoda, Insecta, Diptera, Drosophilidae. The transcript has 2 exons. Bases 1 to 327 code for a protein of 108 amino acids.